Gossypium arboreum is the source of this 3339-nucleotide messenger RNA. RefSeq names its product receptor-like protein kinase 7. Gene Ontology annotation, cellular component: plasma membrane. Bases 104 to 3061 code for a protein of 985 amino acids. Gene Ontology annotation, molecular function: protein binding; protein kinase activity; ATP binding. Gene Ontology annotation, biological process: protein phosphorylation. The record is from RefSeq and is a predicted model, not a curated record. Lineage: Eukaryota; Viridiplantae; Streptophyta; Magnoliopsida; Malvales; Malvaceae. The transcript is spliced from 2 exons.
AAAUUUGAUUCAAUCACCACUUUAAGUACACUUUUCUUCUUCUUCUUCUUCAAGUCCACCACAUUUUUGUCUGGUUUUUUUUUUUUUUCCAAUCCAUCAAGCUAUGUCAAACACAUGUUCUUACCACCACCAAAAAACCUGUCUCUAUUGGUAUCUCACUCUCGUCUUCUGUUUUUUCUCACCAUUUUCAGUCAAAUCCAAUGAACUCCAAAUCUUAUUGAAUCUAAAAUCCGCUCUCAACAAAUCCACAACCACUGCUUUCAAUUCAUGGCAAACCCCAAAUUCCAUUUGUACCUUCAAUGGAAUCACUUGUAACCAUGAAGGUUUCAUUACAGAACUCGACCUUUCAACUCAGAACCUAACCGGUAUUCUUCCAUUUGAGUCGCUAUGCAAGCUUCCAUCUUUAGAAAAACUCUCUUUUGGUUACAAUUCAUUACACGGUCCGAUCACCGGAGAGUUAAAUAAUUGUGUAAAGCUUCAAUAUUUAGACCUUGGGAACAAUUUUUUCACUGGUUUCUUCCCGGAUAUAUCUUCUCUUAUUCAAUUAAAGUUCCUUCAUUUGAACAAGAGUGGAUUUUCCGGAAAAUUUCCAUGGAAAUCGCUGGAAAAUUUUACCGAUCUUGCUGUUUUAAGCAUUGGUGAUAACCCUUUUGAUCGUUUUCAAUUCCCAGAUCAGAUUUUCAAGUUAAAGAAAUUGAAUUGGCUUUAUAUGGCGAAUUGUAGUAUUGAAGGGAAGAUUCCAUCCGCCAUUGGUGACCUUAUUGAGCUUAUAAACUUAGAGCUUGAAUACAAUUUUUUAUCUGGUGAAAUCCCAAUAGAGAUUUCAAAGCUUCAUAAUUUAUGGCAGCUUGAGCUUUACUACAAUAAUCUCACCGGAAAACUCCCUGUCGGAUUAAGAAACCUUACAAAGCUUGAAUUUUUCGAUGCUUCGGCCAACAAGCUUGAAGGAAACAUAUCAGAAAUGGGGUAUUUGAACAACUUGGUAAGCCUUCAUCUUUAUCAGAACAAAUUCACCGGCGAAAUCCCACCGGAGUUUGGUCAAUUCAGAAAACUGGUUAAUUUGUCUCUGUAUGAAAACAUGUUAACCGGCCCUUUGCCGGAAAAUCUUGGUUCUUGGGCUAAUUUCGAUUACAUCGAUGUGUCGGAAAAUUCCUUGACUGGUCCAAUCCCUCCUUACAUGUGUAAACAAGGUACCAUGAGAGGCCUCCUUUUGGUUCAGAACAGGUUCACCGGCGAAAUUCCGGCGAGUUACGGGAAUUGUAAAACUUUGAAGCGGUUUAGAGUCAACAACAACUCACUUUCCGGCGUAGUUCCGACGGGAAUAUGGGGGUUGCCGAUGGUGGAUAUAAUCGACAUUGCUUAUAAUCGAUUUGAUGGGCCGAUUACAUCUGAUAUAAAGAAUGCAAAGGUGAUGAGUAUACUUUCAGUAGGAUUUAACAGAUUAUCAGGUGAGUUACCGCAAGAGAUUUCGAAAGCCAUAUCCUUGGUUAAAAUUGAGGUUAAUGAUAAUAAAUUUUCCGGGAAAAUUCCACAUGGAAUUGGGGAAUUGAAAAGAUUAAACAUCCUUAAAUUCCACAACAACAUGUUGUCUGGUUCCAUACCUGAGUCAUUGUGUUCUUGUGUUUCACUUAGUGACAUAAACAUGGCUGUCAAUUCACUUUCCGGUAAAAUCCCAUCAUGUUUAGGAUCUUUAGCGACGUUGAAUUCUUUGAAUUUGUCACUAAAUGAACUUUCCGGAAAAAUUCCAGAAAGUUUAUCGUCACUAAAGUUGAACCUUUUUGAUCUGUCUUAUAAUCGUUUAGCUGGUCCUAUACCAGAGUCUUUAUCCAUUGAAGCUUAUAAUGGUAGCUUGGUUGGAAACCCGGGCCUUUGUAGUUCGACCAACCGAUCUUUCAAGCGAUGUCAAUUGGGUUCCGGCAUGUCAAAAGAUGUUCAUACGAUUAUAGUUUGUUUCGUGAUCGGCGUGACGGUCUUGCUUGUUUCGAUAGGAUGCUUCUUGUAUUUGAAGAGGACUGAAAAAGAUAAAAAUGGUGAUGGUCAUUCAUUGAAGGAAGAAUCAUGGGAUGUUAAGUCUUUCCAUGUUUUAACUUUCACUGAAGAUGAAAUCCUUGAUUCGAUCAAGCAAGAGAAUUUGAUUGGAAAAGGCGGGUCCGGGAAUGUAUACAAGGUAAUGCUAUCUAACAGAGCGGAACUCGCUGUGAAACACAUAUGGAACACGAAGUCUAACAGCCGGAGAAAGACCCGGAGUAGUGCCCCGAUGUUAACCAAACAUGACGGUAAGGCAAAAGAAUUUGAAGCCGAGGUCCGGACAUUGAGCUCAAUAAGACAUGUCAAUGUGGUUAAGCUUUAUUGCAGCAUUACUAGUGAGGAUUCAAGCUUGUUGGUGUAUGAAUACUUGCCAAACGGCAGCUUAUGGGAUCGGUUACAUACGAGUAAGAAAAUGGAGCUUGAUUGGGAUACAAGGUACGAGAUUGCAAUCGGAGCAGCUAAAGGACUUGAAUACCUUCAUCAUGGAUGCGAAAAGCCGGUGCUUCACCGAGAUGUAAAAUCAAGUAACAUACUGUUAGAUGAAUAUUUGAAGCCAAAGAUUUCGGAUUUCGGACUUGCCAAGAUUGUUCAAGCCAAAAGUAGCAUUGGUAAUGACUCCACCCAUGUCAUUGCAGGAACCCAUGGUUACAUAGCGCCCGAAUACGGCUACACCUGCAAAGUCGACGAGAAGAGCGAUGUAUAUAGUUUCGGUGUGGUAUUACUGGAGUUAGUGACCGGAAAAAAGCCAAUAGAGCAGGAAUAUGGAGAAAAUAAGGACAUUGUGAGUUGGGUUGGCAGCAAUUUAAAGGGCAAAGAGAGUGUUUUAAGCAUAGUGGACCCAAAUAUACCACAUGCAUUCAAAGAGGAUGCAAUGAAGGUGUUGAAGAUUGCCAUUUUGUGCACCACUACACUGCCUGCCCUAAGACCCACCAUGAGAAGAGUGGUUCAAAUGCUCAAAGAAGCUGGACCCUACCGAUUGGUCGGGAUUGUUAUCGGUAAGGACAGUAACCUGAAGGAAAAGGAAAACAAUUGAUGGAUUCAUAUAGUAACAUAUGGAGUAACUUUUUUUUGUAACAUAUUAGGUAAUUUCAUCAGCAUGUCAUUGGUUGUGUGGUAUAUUGGCCUAGUUUUAGAUGGGCGGUUCAAAAAGUUUCGGGUUUUUCUUUUUUCGAUUCAGUUAAUUUUGAGUUAAGGUAGUUCAAGUUUUUGUGUCUAGUCAUUACAUGUUUUAAUAUUUCAGAUUUAACUUUAGAUUAGAUAAAUUUAAAUUAUUAAUUUUCAUGAUCAAAUCAAGUUGAGACCUAAGACAAA